Saccostrea cuccullata (small rock oyster) is the source of this 1515-nucleotide messenger RNA. RefSeq lists its product as uncharacterized. The record is from RefSeq and is a predicted model, not a curated record. The annotation marks the transcript as partial. NCBI's taxonomy places the organism in Eukaryota, Metazoa, Mollusca, Bivalvia, Ostreida, Ostreidae. The transcript has 2 exons.
AUUCUCCCCCAAAGUGUGCAAAAAAUACACUACGGGAUCUGUAGAUCCACAGCUCAUUCUUGCAGUAUUACAAAUCCAACCUUUAGAUAUUAUAAUAUACAUCAGUAUAAUUAUAAGCUUAUCCACUGGUUGUGAGUGGGAAAGCUCUUUCAUCAAACCUUUAACAGGAAUUAUUCCCCUCGGACAAGUCCUCGAGGUACAUUUCCUUGUCGCGGGUUUGAUUGAUUGAUUGUAUGUUGUUUAACGUCCCUCUUGAGAAUUUUUCACUCAUAUGGAAAUGCCGCCACUUGUUGGUGGAGGGCUACAAAUUUUGUCCUAUGCUCGGCACUCGGGGCCUUUGAGCAGUGAGGGAUUUUUUUCGUGCUAGCACCUACUGCGACAUGGGACCUCGGUUUAUGCGGUCUCAUCAGAAGGACCGGUCUCCACGUCCCACAGUGGGAGUCGUAAGGAUUGACUCCUUACUUCGCGACUCGAGAGCAUACGCUUUUACCACUGCAUCACGCGGGCGAUGUCGCGGGUUUGAUAAGAGACCUAUUCCACUCACAACUUUCAUUUUGAAUACUUUAAACCUGCUAACAGUAAUGUACAAAAUAUUUUGCUUUGGAUUAUGGACAGAUCAGUUGAUGUUCCCUCCAGCAGGUGUCUCGGCGGCUGAUCACUUCAGCUCUCCAUCACCAGGGAGCACCAAGAGACGACUAUUAAGUGUCCUGACCAAGCCCCUCAAUACACCACUGCCUGUACCAGUGUCCUCAGAGAAUACUCCUACAGAAAAAAGCACUAGUACAGGGACCAAGACCACACAGAUUAUAGCCUUUCAGCAGGCUCUGACAAAUGAUGGCAGACAGAUUUUGUCAUGGAAAUGACCUUGUUACAGACAUGAAGGCACUGGUUCGACAAAAAAUUAUGCACAUUGCAGGUUGUGUGGAAAAUGGAAGAUACCAAAAUUUGAUACCAAGUAUUGAGGAUACAAUUGAGAUGAUGAUACAGUUAUCACAGUUCACAGAUAUCGAGAACACGUUAAAUUUAAUGGAGGAGGCACUUCCACAUUUAAAUGGAAUAAUCAACUUAGGAGCUGAUGAGAGUAGUAUAGCUGCAUGCCCUGGCCCAGAAUUGGAGUAUCAUGGAAGAGGACGACCAACCUUUAAAAUACCACAAGAAACAUUAGAGUUUUUUCUUGACAAUGGUUUUAAGGUUGCAGAAAUUGCAAGGCUAAUUGGAGUAAGUAAAAGAACAGUUGAAAGACGCCUUAGUGAAAAUGUGUUGAGUGUAAGACAGUCAUACAGUCAGAUGACGGACGAGGAGCUGGAGGGUGAAGUGAAUACAAUUGUAACCGAAUAUCCGCAUGUUGGUUACCGAACAGUAUCUGCAUUUUUACGAAGUAAAGGACACCGUGUUCAAGAAAAGAGAAUUCGACAUGCCAUGCGUAAUGUAGAUUCAUGUGGUGUGCUAUUUAGAAGACUCGUUCUUUCGACUAGUCGAAUUCAGAGGCGUUCAUACAGCGUGACAGCUCCACAA